GUCUCCAGACACUCUGGGGCCAGUCAUAACAUAAGCCUCUCGCUCGCCUCCCCCGGCAGCAAAAGGAGGAAGGCGCGCUCGCCGCUCCGAGGGCUCCUGCCGCGCGUCUCGGCUCGCGAAGGGUUAAGCGAGCCUUCUGCCUCCCCGCGCUUUGCCAGACGGCGGAGUUUGGAGGACGGCGCUGGUCGGGGGAAGGACCGCGGGAGCUGGUGUCGCGGUGCCCGGCGGCGCAGCUACCCCCCCCCCCGAAACCCAUCGAGCACCUUUGGGGAAGACGGAGAGCUCCCGUUCUUUGGCUAGGCCGUGAAAGCCACCGAUCCCUCCACGGUCUCGACUUGAGCGAGCGAGAUUUGGGAAGUUGGAGGAGGUCCGGGCGGGGUGGGGAGGGGAGGGAGGCAUUGGAUCGCCGACGGCCUUGUCAUCGCAUCGCGGAGCUCUGGGUUGAAUGACCGGCUGCGGGAGAUCGCUUCGUUUUCUCGCGUCCUCCCUGGCUCGGAGGGAUCCUCUCGAAAGGCGCGAAGGCGAUGAUGAUGACGAGCGUGGCUUUUGCCAGCUAUGGAAUCAAGCCAGCCCUUGGCGGUGAUCCUUAAGCGAGUACAAUGCAGGAAUCCAGCCGCUUCGUUCUCCACCUUCCUGACCCAGUGGGGUUUGGGUGAGAUCCAGGGGAAGAAGAAGACUGGCGGCAGUUCCUUCAGAUUUCUCCAAUUCAGCUUCACACUGAAAUGAAUGCCUUGCAGACUGAAGAAAGCUGAAACCACUGUCAACAUUAACAUUGACGUGAAAGGAAGUGCUAAUCUCGCUGUCCUGUCUGUCUCCUGUCAGUGUUUGGUACCUUACAUCGUCUGUCAGCCACCUGUAUAGGACACAGCUGCCAUAUCACUCAGCAUACAUGGAGAGAGGCAACAAAGUGUGUAAACCUGGAUAAUAAAACAACAGCCUUCCUAGCGAGAGUGAAAAGCAGUCCAGUUAUAAAAGGAUUAUUUUGCAUUUAGCCUCAAGGACCUUACUUUUCACCUGUGAAAAGGACACAAGUGCAGCAUCUGUUUUCUUUUCCUUUUUCCCCUCUCUUUUUUUUUCUUUUUGGUCCUUGUAUUUUUCCUCUUUUCAGUAUUUUGUUUCUUCAUUUAGAAAUGGGCCUGUGGACUAGAACGUGGCCCAGGGACGGGGUUGCUUUCUUCAGAUCAUGGCUGGUGUUUUCUCUGGGGCUUUACAUGCAGUUCUCCAAAGCUUUUGCCUGUCCAAAUGUUUGCCGGUGUGACCGAAACUUUGUCUAUUGUAAUGAACGAAGCUUGACCUCAGUGCCUCUUGGAAUACCGGAGGGUGUAACGGUACUCUACCUCCACAACAACCAAAUUAAUAACGCUGGAUUUCCUGCAGAGCUGCACAAUGUCCAGUCUGUGCACACAGUCUAUCUGUAUGGCAACCAGCUGGAUGAAUUCCCUAUGAAUCUGCCUAAGAAUGUCAGAGUUCUCCACUUGCAAGAAAACAACAUUCAGACCAUUUCUCGAGCUGCUCUGGCCCAGCUAUUGAAGCUGGAAGAGUUGCAUCUGGAUGACAAUUCGAUAUCUACUGUUGGAGUUGAGGAUGGGGCAUUCCGGGAAGCUGUAAGCCUCAAGCUUCUAUUCUUAUCCAAGAAUCACUUAAGCAGUGUACCAGUUGGCCUUCCAGUGGACUUACAGGAGUUGCGUGUUGAUGAAAAUCGAAUUGCCAUCAUAUCAGACAUGGCCUUCCAGAAUCUAACAAGCCUGGAACGUCUCAUAGUAGAUGGCAAUCUGCUUACCAACAAAGGUAUCGCAGAUGGUACCUUCAGUCAUUUGUCCAAAUUGAAGGAAUUCUCUAUAGUACGUAAUUCACUAACGUAUCCUCCCCCAGAUCUCCCAGGUACAAACCUUCUUAGGCUUUAUCUGCAGGACAACCAGAUAUCACACAUACCACUUUCAGCCUUUUCAAACCUUCACCAGUUGGAGCGACUUGAUAUUUCCAACAAUCAGCUUCGGAUGCUGACCAAAGGAGUCUUUGACAACCUACACAACCUGAAGCAACUCACAGCAAGGAAUAAUCCAUGGCUUUGUGAUUGUAGUAUUAAGUGGGUCACUGAAUGGCUCAAGAUGAUUCCUUCCUCCAUCAAUGUUCGAGGAUUCAUGUGUCAGGGGCCAGAACACGUCCGGGGUAUGGCUGUCAGGGAACUCAACAUGAAUAUGUUGGCAUGCCCCACAACUACCCCUGAUCUGUCAUUUGUUACCCAACUUCCCACAACAUCCUUGCCAACCACAGUGGCCCCUACAUCAUCAGUCCUAACCCCAAGUAACAAAUAUACUCCUCUUACCCCCACCAUUGCUACCCUCCCCACUGUGCCUGAGAGGGACAAUGGAGAAAAUGUGACCCCUCCCAUUGUUGAACGGUUUCAGUUGUUUAUACACAUUGUGAAUGACACUUGUAUCCAAGUCAGCUGGCAUUCCCUUUUCAAUGUGAUGGCAUACAAACUGACCUGGGUUAAAAUGGGUCACAGUCUGGAAGGAGGCAUUAUUCAGGAACGGAUAGUUAGUGACAAAAGGCAGAACGUAAGCUUGACAAACUUAGAGCCCAAAUCUACGUAUCGGAUUUGUUUGGUUCCCUUGGAUGAUUUCAAUAAUUAUCGAGUUGGUGAGGACACUGUCUGUUCUGAAGGUACCACCAAGGCUUCCCUGUUAAGCAAUGGAAGCAACACGGCUUCCAGCCAUGAGCAAACAACUUCUCAUAACAUUGGCUCCCCUUUUCUGUUGGCAGGCUUGAUUGGGGGAGCGGUAGUAUUUGUGCUGGUGGUUCUACUCAGUAUCUUCUGCUGGCACAUGCACAAAAAGGGGCGCUACACCUCUCAGAAGUGGAAGUACAAUCGGGGCCGACGGAAAGACGACUACUGUGAAGCGGGCACCAAGAAGGACAACUCCAUCCUGGAGAUGACAGAAACCAGCUUUCAGAUUGUCUCCUUAAAUAAUGAUCAGCUCCUUAAAGGAGAUUUCAGACUGCAGCCCAUUUAUACCCCAAAUGGGGGCAUUAACUACACAGACUGCCACAUCCCCAACAAUAUGCGAUAUUGCAACAGUGGAGUCUCAGACCUGGAACACUGUCAUACGUGAUAGUGAGGCAUGUGAUGAGAUGCCACCCAGUAGGAGCAAAAAAACUCAGAGAGAGGAAUUGAUAUAAACCUACUCACAAACAAACAAAUUACAUUUGAUAAAUGUUACGCAGAUGCAUUUGUGCAUUUGAAUAAUCUGUAAUUUAUAUGGUGUACUAUAUAAUGGGAUUUUAAAAAAGUGCUAUCUUUUCUAUUUCAAGUUAAUUGCAAACAGUUUUGUAACGUUUUGCUUUUUAAAUCUUAAAAAAAAUUAUAUUGCUGAAGUACUGUACAGGGUUGUACAAUAAGAACCCGAUGCCAUGGCAAAGGAAAGAACGCCUCAUUCUUCAGACAUUACCCACUUUGAUUUUGGAGCUGUUUGGGGGAUACUAGCUCAGACCUCUUCCACUAGUUUAUGAGAUAAGUUUAUGUUAAAAGAUGAAUCAUUAGAAAAGCUUGGGUAAGAUUAUGUGAUGGGAGAAAUACGAAAAACUGAUCUCUAUGGUUCUUAAAAUUAGAAUUGCUAUUAAAAAAAAGGAAGGAAGGAAAGUGGUAACUUUUAACUUCCUCUGUACUUUUUGGUAUGGGGAAAACUGUACCCUUCCUAGUAUUAAACACAAAAGAAUCUUCACCAUUCUUUACGUUAACAAGUUUUUAAUGAAAUGUUCUAUAUUUAUCACAUGUCACAAAGGUUGGUGUGGAAAUAUCCAAGGCAAAAGAUGUGGCCUUAUGUUCUUGUCAAAAUGAGAACAUUUUAAAAUAUUCUUACAGGCUUUUGUCAGAAUUCUUAGUGUACAUUCAGAUAUUUUGCUUCACCUUUACUCCUAAAGCACCUUUCUCUGCUCCCAAGCCUAGCUACGUAGGGCCUUAAAGUGAAUCAACGCUAUUCAUUCCAGCAGUCUAAAUAAAUCUGGUGCAUGGGUGAGAGUCGCGAGCAAUACCUUCAUUCUGAUUACUCAGAAGUAUAAUCCAGUCAAGAUGUUAAAAAUCAAGAAAAGAAUUCCUUUUACCAUUUCUCAGGUUCAAAAUAUCCCUGGCUAAUUCACUCAUUUUAGUUUGCUCCUUGAGGGAGAAAGAAAGCCCCGUAGGGCAUUAAAGUAAAUAAGCAAUUCUGCAGAAAGUGUUCAGAAAUCUUCCAGAGAGACCAAACCAUCAUGUUCAAAUCAAAUUUUAGUAGGAUGGAAAAUGACGUGUUAGGAAAAAGAUUUGGUUUAAAAAAUUAUACAAGAGAUAGGGUUUCUGUGGCUUGCCUUAUUGUAAGCCCAUUCUGAACCUUUUGACAAUCCUGCUUAUUUUUUGUAGAACAAAGAUCUGCAUUUGGUAUUUGAGGCUAGUUAUGCUCCGUAUUUUGUCUUGAGUUCCUCCUAAUAUUAUUUUUAGGGUCGUUUUGUUCUGUUAUGUACCUUUGCAAGUGACACCCUGGGAAUGUAUGCUGUACAGUCCCUAUUAAAAAAAUGGAAACCAAACAGAAAGGAAAAGCACUCUCUCCUUAAUUAUAUAGAGGAGCUUGUGUAGGAGCAGCUCUGGGCAAAUGUGCCAACUCUCAAUGGAAUACCAUAACUGUGUUGAGAACCCUGUAGAACUCAGCAUUAUUCAAGAAUGAUUCAAGGAGUGAUAGCAAGCUAAUUGACACUUCUCCAAAGCCUCUGCAGUCUUCACAAGAGUAGGGGGCAGAAACACUCCUUCGUUUCGUAUGUGAUGCUCUCCAUCAACUUCUAUAGAGCACCAUAUAGUAAUUCAUGUCUGCUGUGAGUGAGGUCUCCCAUACUCACUGUAAGUAAAGUGUACAUGUCAGGGGCUAGUACAGGAAUAGGCCUGUAGCUUGUCCUGAUGUUGCUGGAUUGCAGUUCCCAUCUGCAUUAGUCAGUGUAGCUAGAGGCUAGAGACAAUCGGAGUAAGCAGUUCAGCCACAUCUUGGUGGCCACCAGUGGCUCAUGUGACUGUCAUUAAUAUUUCUGCUCAUGACUACAAUUUCCUUUUUAAUUUAAGCCUAUUAGAAUCCCUAAAUAUGUGGAAACAGAGCUUGCAACUGCCGGUCAAGAAAAAAAAAACACACAGGAGAUAAAAAUUGACUCUUUUGUUAACUCUGGCCUUGAUUUCUCUUAGUAGGAGACGGAGGACAUUGACAAAUAAAAAAAUCUUCCCUAGUAUCAAAAAGAGCCCACACAUGUUCUCCUCUCAACGCAACAUCCUCCAAUAAAAAGUUCACUGAAACGAAUGUUGAGAAAUACAGAUUACUUAAUGUGUUGAGCUGAAAAGCGGAGGGUCGGUUGUCCGUCUCAUUGUCUCUCCCUCCUUGGUCUUCUCAGCUUCUUAUCCAAGACCUGAGCAUGCAUGCAGCUCCUUCAGUGGCUUGACAACAUACAUCUUCCUCCUGAGGAGAUGGAUCGGCACUUUUGUGUAUGAUGGCAAAGUACAAUCAUUUCCUGAGGAAUAAUGUCCUUCCCCACCCAACACCUUUUAUAAUCACAUUUUGGAUUUCCAUUCUAUAUUCUGUAUAUUUGCUAUUUUCUCCAGCUAUAACAGGUAUUUUAGGCAACCUGUGUGGCUACUGUAAUAGUGAAGUCACUGAACCUUUGCUAAAUAAAAGGCUGCCGUAUGGUUUGAGACUG
Molecule: messenger RNA, 5706 nt
Organism: Pogona vitticeps (central bearded dragon)
Lineage: Eukaryota; Metazoa; Chordata; Lepidosauria; Squamata; Agamidae
Gene: FLRT2
Product: fibronectin leucine rich transmembrane protein 2
Molecular function (GO): protein binding
Source: RefSeq, a predicted model, not a curated record